AUGGCUAGGAUAACAAAGUCAAAUAAGGAGGUCAGUGUGUUGAUUAGGAGUGGACAUGCUGUUAGUGAUCAUGGUGGAUCCAGUGGGUUUAAUACAAAGGGCAAUAGCAUAGGAUUGUCUAUUGAUGACAAAGAAGAUGAAGAAUCAGAGGAAACAGAAGAUGUAGACGAAGAAGAAAUUGAUCUAGAAGAUACACUUAUUGGCUCAUUAAUAGAUGAAGAUGAAUUAGUAUCAAGAAAGCCCAAAUGCCCAGAGUUCAAUGAAGAAUGUGACAUGAAAAAUCCUCAAUUCAGAAUUGGAAUGAAGUUUAGGGAUUUCAAACAAUUUAAAGAGGUUGUUAAGAACUAUGGAAUAAAGAAUAGAUAUGUUAUGGCUUUUAAGCCCAAUUCCAAGAAAAGGUGUAAAGCAAUAUGUAAGAGGGGUUGUCCAUUUUAUUUAUGGGCAUCAUCAACAAUGAAGGAUGGAAGUACAAUCCAAAUAAAAUCAGGGAAAUUGGAGCAUGAGUGUUCAAAGGAUCAACAUAAUAGGCAUGUGAAUGUGGAUUGGAUAGCAAGAAAUUACUUGGAACAAUUCAGAGUUGAUCCCUCAUGGAAGAUAUCUGGCAUCAUCCAGGUUGUGAAGACAAAUCAAGAGGUUCAAAUUAGUAGAUUAAAGGCUUACAGGGCAAAGUCGAUAACACUCAGAUGUGAUGAAGGUAAAUUUCAGUGCAUGUAUGUCUACUUAGCUCCAUUGAGGGAGGGAUUUUUAGCAGGGUGCAAACAAAUUAUAUCAGUGGAUGGAUGCUUCCUUAAAGGACUAUAUGGUGGACAACUCAUUUCAGUAGUGGGGAUAGAUGCUAAUGAUUGCAUCUAUCCUGUUACCUGA
Molecule: messenger RNA, 864 nt
Organism: Dioscorea cayenensis subsp. rotundata (Guinea yam)
Lineage: Eukaryota; Viridiplantae; Streptophyta; Magnoliopsida; Dioscoreales; Dioscoreaceae
Exons: 3
Coding region: 1-864 (287 amino acids)
Source: RefSeq, a predicted model, not a curated record